AUCAUAUGACUUGUACCAGUCGUUCGAUCAAAAUUAAAUUAACACAGUUUUGAUCAGUUUUGUUGAGAGGAGAUUGUGUGUGAGGAUUAGAAUUUAAUCUGAGAAGUCAUGGCUAGUCAAACUCAAGGAAUUCAACAACUUUUGGCAGCUGAGAAACGUGCUGCAGAGAAAGUUUCAGAAGCUAGAAAACGAAAAGCCAGGAGAUUGAAGCAGGCCAAAGAGGAAGCUCAGGAUGAAAUCGAGAAAUAUCGCAAAGAACGCGAACGUCAAUUCAGGGAAUUCGAAGCUAAACACAUGGGCUCCCGGGAAGAUGUUGCUGCCAAAAUCGAUCAAGAUACCAAGAUUCGAGUUGAUGACAUGAAUAAAGCUGUAGUGUCUCAGAAAGAACCUGUCAUUCGAGAGGUUCUGGAGCUUGUUUACGCGAUCAAGCCGCAGAUGCACCAGAAUUACCGUCAGUAUCGCCAAUAAAUGUGUUCGAUGAACGGUCUUACUUAAUAGUACCCAUGAAGUUGAAGUAUUUACUUAAUAGUUAUAAAGGCAUUCCUUUUUGUAUUAUAUGUUGAAGCAUAAACCGUACUAAAAUUUAGAGAAGUUAUAUACAUAUACUAAAAAAUUAUUGUAAAUUGUUGUAUCAUUGUAACUGUGUUACAUAAAUUAAACAUGAUAUUGUAAAA
This is a messenger RNA of Coccinella septempunctata (seven-spotted ladybird), 674 nucleotides long. RefSeq names its product V-type proton ATPase subunit G (gene Vha13). The transcript has 3 exons. Gene Ontology annotation, molecular function: proton-transporting ATPase activity, rotational mechanism. The coding region runs from base 109 to 468 and encodes 119 amino acids. Gene Ontology annotation, biological process: proton transmembrane transport. Gene Ontology annotation, cellular component: vacuolar proton-transporting V-type ATPase complex. The record is from RefSeq and is a predicted model, not a curated record. Lineage: Eukaryota; Metazoa; Arthropoda; Insecta; Coleoptera; Coccinellidae.